GCGAUCCCGAGCCCAGCGGCGGCCGCCGCGGCACUGCCGGGCGCCUCGGAGCCCCCGCUCGCAGCGAACAGGAGACCGGCCGCGCGGCCGCGGGGCCGGCCCUGGCGUUCCCGUCGGUCGGCGGCGGGGGCGGCUUCGGCAGCGACAGCCUGCCGGGGAUCGGCGGCUACGGCUUCGGCGGGAGCGACCGGGGGGGAGGGCCAGUGCUGCUACGGGAGCUGCGACGGCCACUGCAUCACGGACGGCUCCUGCAACUCGCAGGAUCAGUGCACGACCCCCGCCGGGGACCUGGGCUGCAACCCGGGCGAAGGCAGCGGCCUCGGGGCGACGAUGUGGUGCCCCUACAGCGGCUGGGCUCCUGGUGCCCGCUGA
This is a messenger RNA of Prorocentrum cordatum, 372 nucleotides long. The record is from the annotation of a GenBank genome assembly. Lineage: Eukaryota; Dinophyceae; Prorocentrales; Prorocentraceae.